Herpailurus yagouaroundi (jaguarundi) is the source of this 3074-nucleotide messenger RNA. It is a transcript of the gene DNAAF5, whose product is annotated as dynein axonemal assembly factor 5. Gene Ontology annotation, biological process: inner dynein arm assembly; cilium movement; outer dynein arm assembly. The record is from RefSeq and is a predicted model, not a curated record. Lineage: Eukaryota; Metazoa; Chordata; Mammalia; Carnivora; Felidae. The transcript has 14 exons. Gene Ontology annotation, cellular component: cytoplasm. Gene Ontology annotation, molecular function: dynein intermediate chain binding. The coding region runs from base 1 to 2178 and encodes 725 amino acids.
AUGGGAGAGGAUCGACCAGAUUUUGAGCUGCGCCUGGCGCUCGUGCAGCUGCUCGGCCUGGCCGUGCGCCUGGGCGGCGCCGCGCUCGCGCCCCACCUGGACGACGCCGUGAGGGUGCUGCGCUGCACGCUGCUCGACCCGUUCGCCGCCGUGCGCCGCGAGAGCUGCCAGUGCGCCGCCAGCCUGGCGCGCGCCACGCCAGACCACUUCCACAUGCAGUCGGAGUCCUUGAUCGGCCCCCUGAUGCAGAGCAUCUCACACCAGCACUGGAAGGUGCGGGUGGCUGUCAUCGAGGCCACCGGCUCUGUGAUCCAGUUUGGCAGCGGGAAGUCGGUGGACGACGUCCUCCCUCACUUUGCUCAGAGGCUCUUCGAUGACGUCCCCCAGGUGCGGCAGGCGGUGACUUGUGUGGUGGGGGGCUGGCUGCUGGACCUGCGGGACCGCUACUCCUUCUUCCACAAGCUGAUCCCGCUGUUGCUUAGCAACCUCGAGGACGACAUCCCUGAGAUCGCGCUCGCAGCCGCCAGCCUCUGGGAGAAGGUGGGCCUACAAUGGCAGAGGGAGAACGAAGACGACCUCAAAGAUAAGCUGGACUUCGCCUCGCCCCCUCCAGCCCACCACCCCUCGCCAGACAACCGCCCCGGGUUGGGCUGUCGGGAGCUCGUCUUCAGAAACCUCUCCAAGAUCCUUCCCGCCAUCUGUCAUGACGUCACUGACUGGGUCGCGGGGACCAGGGUGAAGGCCGCGCAGCUGCUGGCCGUGCUGCUGCUGCACGCUGAGGACCACGUCACACAGCACCUGGAGGUUGUCCUGCGAACCCUGCACCGGGCCUGUGCCGACGACGACAGGGCCGUGGUCCGCAGCGGCAUCCGAUCUGCCGAGCUGGUCGGGGCGUUCGUCAGCCCGGAGGUGUUUCUGAAGCUGGUUCUGCCCGCGCUGAAGAAGUCGCCCUCCCCCUCGGGCCUCCUGAUUCUUGCGUCCAUCGUCAGAGGCUGCCCUAGGGAGGCCCUCCGGCCGCACCUGACGCUCAUCGCUACGGAGCUGGCCCGGCCCCACAUCUGUCAAGGCUCUGAAAAUCACCUCUACGGGGAGCACCUGCUGCUGUGCGUGCGGACUCUGGUCUCCGUGUGCCGCGAAGACUGCAGACGGUGCAGCUUACAGCUCUUGGAGGUGCUGGUGACCAUAGAGGCGCUCUGGGGUGCCACAGGCCUCGGCGACAAGGUCCGGGAGACCAUGGACGCGCUGGCCACGGCACAGGACAUCGACGGACGCCAGGAUCUGUACCGAGAGCACACGGGCCCCCUCGUGGAGUGGCUGGCCGCGUCGCACCACGACUGGACCGUCCACUCAGCAGAGCUUCUGCAGUUCGUCGUGGUGGUCAACCACGCAGGCCCGGCGCUGGGAGAAGUGCUCCCCCACCUGGUGCCCGUCCUCAGGAGCUGCCUCCAGCCCGCCCGGGACCCGCAGAUGCGCCUGCGGCUCUUCUCCUCCCUGUCGCGGGUGCUGCUGAGCGCAAAGCAGACUGUCGACUCCCAGGGGCACUUUCACCACUACCUCGACGCUGUGACGAAGGACAUCUUGGUCCCCAAUCUGCAGUGGCACGCAGGGAAGACGGCUGCAGCCAUCCGCACGGCAGCCGUGUCCUGCCUCUGGGCACUCAUCAGCAGUGAGGUCCUGUCGGACGAGCAGAUCCGGAAAGUUCAGGAGACGCUGAUGCCGCAGAUUCUAACCUCCCUGGAAGAAGAUUCCCAGAUGACUCGAUUAAUUUCGUGCCAAAUCAUCAACACAUUUCUAAAGACCUCCGGUGGUGUGGCUGAUGCCGAUAAGCUCAUCAAGGUUUAUCCUGAGCUCCUGAAGCGUCUGGACGACGUCUCCCACGAAGUGAGGCUCGCGGCCACCUCCGCCUUGGUCACGUGGCUGGCGUGUGUCAGAAGCAACGAUGACGUGAAGUCCUGCUACCAGAGCCACAUUCAGUUCCUGUACAGAGAGCUCCUCGUGUACCUCGAUGACCCGGACAGCACUGUCCAGGAUGCGGUUUUAGAGGUCCUCAAAGCAGGCAGUGUCCUGUUCCCUGAGCUCCUGGCUAGAGAGAUAGAGGCUGUCAUCCACAAGCACCGCUCUCCUGCCCUCUGCCAGCAGCUGCUACAGCACCUGCAGGCCCAGCCGCCCGCCCAGUGAGCAGCAGCCAGCGCGGAGCGAGCCCCGAGCUCCCGUCCUCCCCUGGGCCGGGGCCGGGGCCUCUCCACCUCACAACACGGCACCUUUGUGUCAACGACCUAGGACACUCACAGGCAAGACUUUGAUAGCAAGAGUAUUGCAGGAAACGUGUGGUGUGCAAGAUUCUCCCAAGACACUUCUCCGGCCCGGCAGUUUCUGAAGUAACAUUCGCUGAGCGGCUUCCGUACUGUCAUGUCUCAUUUAUUACAGUCCAUUGACAGAUCUCCCCAAAAUCUGCGGGUAAUUUGAAAGUAGAACGAGAUGGCACCUGCUCACCCUGGCAGCCAAAGCAUCCUGUUUGUUUCAAACCUACGUGCACCUGCUGCGUUCGUGGGUCAGUAUCUAUGUCUUGCGUAAAUGCCCGCCUCACCGAGAAAGUUCUUGACUAUUUUUCUUUCAAGCAAAAGUUAUUAAAAAGAAAUUUUGUUCUUUCUUUGUGUUGUGUCUACUAAAACUUAGCAUCACAGUGAACAGUCUAAAAGGAAUUUGAAAUCUUUAUCAGUUACAGUUUUCCGUGUAAAAUAUCCUGGAACUCGGAGUGUUAGUGGAUACACUCGGUCAUGAUAUUUUUUUCUUAAAGGGUCAUUAUGCAAACAGUGUUGAAAAUACAAUGUUUUAUCAGAUGUAAUUUUGGUAGCUCUCUCAUAUAAGCAGCAGUAAAGUAAAAUGGGGUUUUAUUCUCUAGCACUUUCUACACCCAAGUGCCUAAAAAAUUUUAUUUUAAAUGGAUAUUAUUUCCGUAAGCCAAAUAUAUAUGUUACCAGGGAAAAAAAUACUGUGUGUAUUUUCUAACAAUCAAAUAUGAACAUUUAUGCUUAGGUGUUUGAAAAUUUAAUUAAAAAUAUUUAUUACAGUUA